CGUCGCCGUAACUUGGGGCAAGUCCGGUGCUUUUCCGGUCCUCUAAUCGGGAUUAUUCCCAAAAGUCGUAAGAAGUGAGUGAAAUGGCCGGGACUUCAGAAAGUCUUUGAUGACAGAAGUAAAAAGUUUACGACCAGCCUAAAAAACUCUGGACUCGAAAGUGAUCUGUGAAAAAGCUAAACAAGAAUAAAAACUAAAAUCGAAAAGUGUUGAAUGAUACAUAUCUCGGCUCUGUUUACUGGAUGGCUUGACAUUGGCGCCACAUUUGCAUCCGGGCAGGUGUAAAUAUUCAUUACUGUAGCUGGCAAAGUUGCUGCCUGCUUUUAGCAUAAUUAAGCGCAUCACCGCCGCCUCCGCCCCCACGAUUAUUCACAAAGGACCCGAGGGAAGGACAAAAAACUUGGCCAGAGCCUUGAAACUUUGAAGAGCAGCCGACAGUCAAAGCAGCUUUAAGGUCCAGGUCCUGUUUUCCACUGCCCCUCCUCGCAGGAUUCGACGAGCAGGCAAACUGCAUGGAUGUCCCAGCAUGUAACCACCUGAUGUGGCACAAAGCGGAGCGAUGAGGCGUCGGACUCUGCUUUUGACCACCACCGCAGAAUGUCCUUGUCGGAACGGAACACACCCAGCCAUGGGCAGGGGGCGGGGCCAGGAGGAUCCGCCGGGGGAACGCACCGCCAGCGACCGCCGGACGUGGAGGAGGCGCUCUCCUCGAUGCUGUGGACCCCCUACGAGCGCACGCCCCUGCCCAGCUCCUCGGAGGAGGAGGCCGAGGAGGAGGACGACGACGAGCGGCUCAAUCGGCAGCUGCGCAAGUCGCACAGCAGCUACGAGGCCUCGGCCUUGAACCACCCCCACCACCAUGGCCACGCCCUCCCCCUUUUCGCCCACCACCACCACCAGCAGCAGCAGCAGGUUCUGGACAGUGGAUCCGCCCUGCUCCUGCCCCCCGUGCCUUCGUUUCCCCCGUUUAGUUUAAGCGCCUUCGAUGAGGCCAUCGCCGGCUUCGAUCACCUGCCCAAAAUCGGAGUGGGUGGAGUGGGUGGCAGGCGGAACCGCUACUCCUUCCCUGCCUACCAGGGAAGCCCCUCCCGCACUUUGACCCAAUGGUGCUCCUCGGCCGCCACUUCGAUCAAGGAGCCACCCUCCUACGAGUCACUGUACACCGUCUCUCCUCCUUCUGCAUCCUCUAAGAUUCUCAAAUCGAAUGGGGAAGUGGGUCUCGAACCCUGUGAUAGAUCGCAACGAUCGCCAACGAAAGCAGCAGCAGAGGAUCGGCAUCAGAAGGAGAAUCAAGAUCCGGAUGAGACCAGAUCCAAGGCUGCUCCACUAACGGCUAAUGUUCCCGCAGGAUUGGGUCUAAGGCGCUCCUUCACCGAUGACUACAUUUCGCAGAAUUGCGCUCCAUUCACGCCAGCAACUGCAAUACAGCACGGCAGCAACACUGAAACAACAACGGCAACGGAAACACAAAGCCCAGCAACGAAUGCGAGAUCACAACAAAGCGAAGAAAACCCAGGCAGCAGCGCAGCGAAUUGCAUUAUCAAUGAACAGAGAGACGAAGCGGCAGCAGCGAUUGCAACUGCAGCAGCAACACCAGCAGCAACAACAGCAACAUCGGGAGGGAAUGAGGAAACCAGCUCGGCAGUGCAGGUCACUCAACCUGUUUCCUGUGCCGCCAGAGAGCGAAGAGAGCCACUGAGAGCCAGCAACACCAUAGCACCACCAGCAGCAACGCGAGCCAGCAGCAACACGAGCUACGCGAGCAGCAACAUCAGCGGCGAGAGCUCGGCGAUCAGUCUCUCGGCAACUUUCGGCGGGCCAACAACGAACGCGAGCAGCAGCAGCAACCGGAAUUGCUACUACGCAGGUAGCAGCAGCAGCAGCAACUAUCGCCCACUGUACGACAGCAGCAGCGUGCUGCGGCCCAACAAAUGUUUGGCAGAACUCGAGCGUCUGUAUGCCGAAUUUCGCGCGAGUGAAAGCAGAUUCGAGCGCGGUCUGAGCCAGUUGGACAUUGAAAACGCCAACGAGAUGCGUCUGAAUGUGCCAGCCACUGCGGCAACAGCAACUGUUGCAGGUAGCAGUAGCAACAGCAAUAGCAGCAAUAGCAGCAGCAGCAGUGUGUUCCUCAAUGUGUCCGGCAGCAGCAGCACCGACAGCGGCGACAAUCAAGUUGUCGACGAGGCCAAGACCAUCAGCAACAUUGCGGUGCUGCCAGCAGCAGCAGCAACGACUUCCAAGUCCUGCCAGCGACAGCCGAGCCUAACGAUCCAGGUGAACAACAACAGUAACAGCAACACUAACGGUAACAAUAACGGCAAUCGCGUCUCGGUGGCUUCGCCCACGAGCAUCGUCAACAACAACAACGGCGUGUGCGUUGUCAACUGCAGCUACACCCCCAGCAGCAACACCAGCAACAGCAACAUCAGCAACAAUAACAGCGUGGUUGAAAUUAAUAAGUGUGUGCCAGCAGCCAAAGUGUUUAGUGCAAGUGUUGAAAAUAAGCUAAAUAAUAAUAUUAUUAGCCCCCCAAGCGGGGAUCAGCCACAUGUUGCUGCCAACACGGCCGCAAAUAAUAAUCAAGUGCAGCCAGAUAACAGUGUGAAUAUAAUCAAUGUGAAUGCCAGCAGCAACAACAGUAAUAACAACAACAGUAGCCACCCACGCACCUUCACCUCAACGGAAUGCCAAACGGAUGACCUGUCAGCCAGUACAUCAUCCACAUCAGCCAAUCUGCAACAGCAACAUCAGCAGCAGCAGCAACAGCAGCAACAUAUCCGGACACGCGAGCAACGUCGCAAGGAGCGAAGGGAACGCCGGCAGCAGCAGCAGCAACAACAGCAAUAUCCGCAGCCACACCACCCGCGACGCCAUCCGCCCCCGCCUCCUCCUCCCCAACUGCACCCACCACCCCAUCUGCACCACCCACAUCCCCACCCACUGCCCCACCCCCAUCCCGCCGCCAUGGGACUGGCAAGGGCCCUGCUGCCGGAUAUCCUCCAUGCCCACUACCCGCCGCCCUAUACCGCUUUAUCCGUUGGCGUUCCCGUGCCCCUGACCGCCGCUGCCCCGCCCCCUCCCCCACCGCCUCCGCCGGCUGCUCCACCAACUCCCGUUGCUGCUCAGCCUCCGCUGACGUCCGUGAUAUCGACGGUACCACUGCCGGGUCCGCUGCCAGCGCCCCUCAUGAACGACGGACGCUUCACGCUGCCGCUGCCCAUCAUGCGCAGAUCCCCCUCGGAGAGAUCGGGCAAAGGCUGCUGUGGCCAGUGGUUCGCCGGACCGCCGCUGCGCGCCCUUAUUGCCGUCGUCGCCCUGGGGGGCGUGGCCUGCGCCCUGGGCGGAGCGGCCUUGGGCGCUACGGGCCUCGCCGGACCGCCCAACUCCCACCUCACGGCCGCCCUGCUAAUGAUUGGAGUCGGCGUCAUUUUGGUGACGGUGAGUGGCGCCGCCUGGCGGAUGACGGCGCCAGGUGGCCAAAGCUGCCUGGGAAUCGGACUGGGAACCAGCGUGGACCUCGGGCGAUGUGGCCGGAGGCCCUGCAGUCGGGGGGGAGGAGCCCCGCACGGACUGCUCUAUCCGGAGUUCCAGCACCGCCCACCGCCGCCCUCGUACCAGGCCAGCAUGCAGGAGUACCGGCUAAGACUUUUGCUGUUGGACCGCGAUCGCCAGAAUGGCGUGGUGCGUGGAAAUUCGCCACCGCCCACUUAUCGAUCUCAUGCGGGCAGCCUGCUGAGAGCUCCACUGACCACCCUGCGAUCCGGAAUGGGAGGAGGAGGCGGAGGCCAUGGCGGUGCCGGUGGAACCAUCAGCAGCAGCAUGGGCGGUUCCGAGUACAGUUUGCCGCCCAGUUACCGCUCCAGGAAUGCCACGCCCGCUAGUCUGGUGUGCAGUGAGCGGAACAUCGAGACUGCUCCGUCGGGAAGGCUGCUGGCCAACGAGGAUCUCCAGCUGCCGGAGCCGUCGGUGGUGGAGCAAUUGCCGGACUACACGGCGCUGCAGUCGAACACUUUGCUCACCUCGGCCAUCGUCGAGAUAGAGUCCUCCAAUCGGGCGCCAGAAAGGGAGGCCACCAGGAGCAAGAGCAAGGAUCUGGUGACCAUUGUGACCAUUUCCCAGUCACCCGGGAGCACAGCCCACAGCCAAACGCAAACCCAAACGCAAACGCAAAAUGCAGCUGGCCAGGCCAGCGCCCUCGAUCAGAUCGAUAUAUUGGCGCAUCUGUAGCGAUCACACUGAACCAAGUUGCGAUACUUCAGACACAACACUCGUUAACCCAAAGGUAUUUAUUUGUACGGAACUCAAGCUGCUCCUAAAUGAAUGUAAUGUAACCCCUAACUGUAAUCUAUAAUCGGUAAUUCGUAAUCUGUAAACUGUAACCUUUAAGCGGCGUUAUGAUAAGAUGUUUGUUGUACUUGAAUGUGUUGAAUUUAUUUUUGUAAGCAUUAAGCAGAUGCGCAGCGUAGUUAUUACGAAUUCUAGAUACUUGCAAUUAUACAUUAUACGCCUCUACCCAUUGAAGUAUUAAAGUAUCCAAAAAAAAACAAAAAUUGAACAGGAAAACAUGUUGAAAAAAGAGAAUCUCUGUGCUCAGCCAACUAUCGAACUGUAAAUACGAAAUUUCGAAUGCAUUUCUAGCAACUAAACUAAAAACUAAACUAUAAACCAGGCCAGAAACGAAAUGAAAAGGAAGAGGAAAACCUAAGUAUAUAGUGUAUGUAGGUGUAUGAGUAUCCCCGGGAUAUAUGCAUACAUAUAACUCGCAACGGAACGCUACGGUGACAAAUUUGGCGCGCACUUUCGGAAACCACGAAUAUCCAACUGAAUACUGAACUUCGAUGUCGAUUUCGAUUUCUGAAUGCGUUUCGCACAAAAACAAAAAAUAGCUAGACCUACCCCUAAUGAUAUGUAAGUUACGACACACACACACAGAAACACACAAACACUCGAAAGAAAAACUAACUUAAAGUCCUUUACCGUAAUGUGCAAGGCGACGUAAACUAAACAUGAGAAAUAAAACCCAACAAAUCGUUGAAAAAUGCCACAAAAA
This is a messenger RNA of Drosophila takahashii, 5050 nucleotides long. RefSeq lists its product as uncharacterized. NCBI's taxonomy places the organism in Eukaryota, Metazoa, Arthropoda, Insecta, Diptera, Drosophilidae. The record is from RefSeq and is a predicted model, not a curated record.